Chlamydomonas reinhardtii is the source of this 1156-nucleotide messenger RNA. RefSeq lists its product as uncharacterized. The transcript has 3 exons. The coding region runs from base 234 to 578 and encodes 114 amino acids. The record is from RefSeq and is a predicted model, not a curated record. Lineage: Eukaryota; Viridiplantae; Chlorophyta; Chlorophyceae; Chlamydomonadales; Chlamydomonadaceae.
AGCCUUCGCAACCUCUUUCAGCCUUCCGCCGAGCGCACAGCCACUCCCUUGCUACUUCUUGUCCCGACCCACUUCGCUCUACAAGCCUCCCCGCUCGCUGACUACCGCAAUAGACGCCACUCGCUUGUGUUAGUGCAACUCCGUCUCGCCUGCCAACGUCCGUGCACGCUGCGCACCUUCCAGCUCGCCCUCCUACGCACGUUCCUCGGGGUCGUCUUUCCCUCGGCAUCAGAAUGUGCCUUCAGAUGCUACUCAAGUCUCUUGAGCACCCUAAGCAGCGCGGCAAACCGCAGGUUGUCGACUGCGGCCUGCGGAACAGGCCCGCUCCGUCCGGCGAAGAGGACCCUGUGCUCUUCGCGCAGCUGUGCGCGCUGCUGUGCACGCCGCCCACCGGUGGGGUGAAGCCCUACCGGCCCGAGGCCCGCUUCAUGCGUGGCUCGCCCAAGGCGACGGAUGCUGAUGGCGGCGUUGUGGAUCCCCUCUUCCUGGAAGGGCUGCGCCGCACCCUUCUCCGCAAGGUUGACAAGCCCACACCCGUAACGUCAAGGCCCGUCAAGGUGCUGGUCACCGUCUUCUGAGACUGAGGCCAACUUCUUACUUUGGCUAGCCAGCUAGCCGCCACUCAGCUCUGGACAAGAGCUAGCGGCACUGCGAGUGUGCGACACCGUUAGUUCCCUUAAGCUGUAGACUUGUAGCUAAGCAGUUUCUUGCUUGAGACCAUGCCGGAACGGCAGUAGUCGUAUGUGAUGGUUACUUAGGAUAGGCCGGCCAGCUGUGACCAUACGUACCGUACUUUGGUUGUGCAUUCGUGAUCCCAUCCACUUGAUGCAUGCGUGUGUGUAUGCAUGCACGGCCUGUUGCUUAGGUGAUCAAGACGUGUAAGGCAGUUGUAGAUGGAUAUGAUGUUAUAGGAGAUGAAGGAAGAGCACGGGUACUUAGCACAAGACACACGACUAACAUUUCUCUGAACACGAGUUAGGACGGGACCCGAGCGAGCACGUGUGCCGUCCUGCACCAGGACGAAACGUAUCAAUCCACUGAAGUCAAUUGCUGAACUGAUGAAGCGUAUUGCAUGCCAUAAUGAGGCAACGAAAGGGGUGUAAGGUAGACCUGCUGGGAAGCCAGCGGGCUCCUCCAAUUGUAACACAGAUAAGUG